AUGUCGCUUUCGAGACCAACUACCCCGAUAGGGGAUAGAAGACAGACCAAUAGACGUCAUCUGAGAAGAUCGUCUGGUAUUCCACUACCAUCGCAAUCACCACAUCAUUACCCAGUUGAUGCUGACAAUCUACCCAUGGACUGCCCUGAAAUUCAAAACAAGUUCAAGGAUAUUGCAGAUGGGUUGGAGGAUCUAGAUGUAAAUGUCAGAGAUUUAAAUCAUAUACACAAUGCUGUUGCCAGUCAAUUCAACGAAUCAUUUGCCAGCUUCUUGUACGGGUUGUCAAUUACGAUGUGGUGCGUUGACCUUCCCAAAUGCCCGUCACGGAAAGCCUGGCAAAAAUUACAAAUGAGAAAGAGGAAGAAAGAGCAAAUUGCCAAAGUCAGGAAAGAAAUUGAAGGAGCCGAAAGAUUGAAUGCAGAGUUGAAGGAAAAAGUAGCCAAAGAAACAAGGCCGAUUAUGUAUUCACGUCCAAUGGGCACGCAACUACCAAAAAGAGCCCGACCUAAUAAUGAAAAUGCCAAGCCUGGCAUCAACCUCAACAAGCCAAGUGCUCCCGCAACACGAGUUUCUAGGAUCCCUCAGCCUGUGUCUGGGAUGCUAAGAACACAACCAGGACAAACUAUAUCACGUAAUAAUGCCCCAAACUUGGACCAGCCACCAAGAUACAUGCGAGGACUAUUCAACAAUGGAGUGCAGUCAACUCCAAUAGGGCCAAAUAGCAGAGUACAAAAGCCACAAAGAGCUCAACACUCGGGUCGAAGACCCCCAUUUAGAUGA
Molecule: messenger RNA, 780 nt
Organism: Lodderomyces parapsilosis
Lineage: Eukaryota; Fungi; Ascomycota; Pichiomycetes; Serinales; Debaryomycetaceae
Gene: DAM1
Product: Dam1p
Exons: 1
Coding region: 1-780 (259 amino acids)
Biological process (GO): mitotic sister chromatid biorientation
Cellular component (GO): mitotic spindle pole body; DASH complex; mitotic spindle
Source: RefSeq, a predicted model, not a curated record